Molecule: messenger RNA, 1272 nt
Organism: Mytilus trossulus (common blue mussel)
Lineage: Eukaryota; Metazoa; Mollusca; Bivalvia; Mytilida; Mytilidae
Product: QRFP-like peptide receptor
Exons: 2
Coding region: 1-1272 (423 amino acids)
Biological process (GO): cellular response to hormone stimulus; G protein-coupled receptor signaling pathway
Cellular component (GO): plasma membrane
Molecular function (GO): peptide binding; G protein-coupled receptor activity
Source: RefSeq, a predicted model, not a curated record
AUGGCUGUUGGUCAUGCCUUAUACAGAGUGUGGAUUUAUGGAGAGUUUAUGUGUAAGGUAACAGCUUAUUUACAAGGAGUAACUGUUGCUGCCAGUAUUUUUACGAUAUCAACAUUAAGUGUAGAUAGAUUCUUGGCUAUCCGCCAUCCAAUGAUAUUCCGUCGAGUGAGUAACACUAGAGCCGCUACCAGAAUUAUUAUAGUGAUUUGGAUAGUUUCUAUUGUGAUCAUGGCGCCACUACUUAUUGUCAAGAAAGUGAACACCUUACAUCUAUUUGAAGAACCAAUACAUUUCUGUCAUGAAAUAUGGCCGCAUAUCACACAUCGGCAAGCUUACGAUAUCUGCUUGUUCUUGUUUGUGUAUGUUAUACCGGGUAUUGUUAUUUUCAUUGCAUAUAGUCUUAUUGGUAAUAAAUUGUGGACUGAGGAUAAAAACCUACAGCGAACAGAGUCGGAAACGAGUAAAGGUAUUGGGAGACAUGUUAUGUCCGGGCGGAAGCGAGUCGCUAAGAUGUUAAUAGCAUUAGCAGUAUUAUUUGCCGUGUGUUGGUUGCCUUAUUAUGUUGUUAGUUUGUACUUAGAUUUCACAACAGAAGGUGUCAAGAACUUUUUGCUAGUUUUGCCGUUCACUAUAUUGUUAGGGCAUUCUAACAGUGCUUUCAAUCCUAUAUUAUAUUUCUAUUCAAGUCAAAGUUUCAGAAAGUAUCUUUACAGAGCUUUGAAAUGUAGGUCAAAUAGAACUAAGCGUUCGCUUGCCGUUCGAUAUACCCCUGCUCAAAACAAUAAACACCAAGAUGCAAAUGUCAAACCUCGCAUACGAAUUUCAAGUACAGGAAGUUUCAAGUCUUCGGGUACUGGAAGUUUCAGAUUUUCAAGGUCAUCAAACACGAGUCUUAAAUCUUCGAACUUGUCAAGUCGAUCACGUGACAGUAGGAGUGACAAGAAACGUGAAUCGGAUAAAGAUACAUUGAUGAUCGAGAGAAAAAGUUAUACUCUUCCUCUUGUCAUUAUGCAUGGCAAUGGCGGGAAAAGAUUACUUAAAGCUCAUAAAAAAGAAAUUCUUGAUACCUCAUUAAGUAUUCCCUCCACAAUCAAUGAAGAGAGCAGCCGACUAGGAUCAAUUAGUCCUGUCAAUGUAGUAACUACUUUUAAAGCUGAUAUAAUGCCAGAGAUAGAGGAGGCACCUGAAGAUAUACAGCUGUAUCUCAGCGUGUCUAAAACAGAACUGUCACUCAAAUACAUUGACAGCGAAGAAGAAAUAGACGACGUUUGA